Molecule: messenger RNA, 769 nt
Organism: Dama dama (fallow deer)
Lineage: Eukaryota; Metazoa; Chordata; Mammalia; Artiodactyla; Cervidae
Product: apoptosis-associated speck-like protein containing a CARD
Exons: 3
Coding region: 75-662 (195 amino acids)
Biological process (GO): regulation of apoptotic process; innate immune response; inflammatory response
Source: RefSeq, a predicted model, not a curated record
CCAGAGCAGGCUUUCCAAACGGCAGACACCCAGAGUGAGCGGAAGUGGCGGCUGCAGCGGAGGACCCCGGAGACAUGGGGUGCACGCGCGAUGCCAUCCUGGAUGCGCUAGAGAACCUGACCGCAGACGAGUUCAAAAAGUUCAAGAUGAAGCUGCUUUCAGUGCCGCUGCGGGAAGGCUUUGGACGCAUCCCCCGGGGGACCCUGCUGCCCCUGGACGCCGUGGACCUCACCGACAAGCUCGUCAGUUACUACCUGGAGGCUUACGGCGCCGAACUUACGGCGCUUGUGCUUCGCGACAUGGGCAUGCAGGAGGUGGCAGAGCAGCUGCAGGAGGCCAUGAGCAAGGGCCCUAGAAACGUGCCAGCUGAGGUCAGGGCCCCUCUCCAGAAGACAGCCAAGCCAGGACUACACUUUGUGGACCAGCAUCGGGCAGCCCUCAUUGCACGGGUCACAGUCGUGGAUGGGGUGCUGGAUGCCCUGUACGGGAAGAUCCUGACAGAGGAUCAGUACCAGGCAGUGCGGGCGGAGCGCACCAGUUCGGACAAGAUGAGGAAGCUCUUCAGCUUUGCUCCAGCCUGGAACCUGGCCUGCAAGGAUCUGCUCCUCCAGGCCCUGAGGGACAACCACCCCUACCUGGUGGACGACCUGGAGCAGAGCUAAGGCGCCUUCUCCAGCAAUGGCUCCCACAUACCACCCCUGGCUGUUCCAGCCAACUUAUCUGGAGUCUCUGAUUUUCUCAUACACAAUACAUGAAAAUCCCACUUGUA